This is a messenger RNA of Morus notabilis, 945 nucleotides long. RefSeq lists its product as uncharacterized. The record is from RefSeq and is a predicted model, not a curated record. The transcript has a single exon. The coding region runs from base 228 to 803 and encodes 191 amino acids. Gene Ontology annotation, molecular function: acyltransferase activity, transferring groups other than amino-acyl groups. NCBI's taxonomy places the organism in Eukaryota, Viridiplantae, Streptophyta, Magnoliopsida, Rosales, Moraceae.
GUGACUUGACGGCUUGCGCCCACAACAACCUAGUCUACCUUCAUCUCAAAUCUUGCUUCCAGGAAAUUCCUUGUGACCACUAGCUUGUGUAUAUAUAUACUCAAAUUUUAUGUAAAUUCUUCCCACAAUAUAUCCAUCUCCUCUCUCGUAUUUAUCACUCAUCAAGGCUUAUAUAUAUUAUAGUACUGCCCGUUUUAGCUGAUCAUAGUACUCAAAGUUGGUCAGUCAUGCAGCAAAUUCAAGUUCCUCGCAAACCAGAUCAUAAUGGAACAGAUAUAGGUGGUGAUCAUGAAUUCCAAAGGAUCUCCCUCCGGCUGUUGGAUCUCUCCGACAUAGACGAUUUCAUGGUGUGGGCCACGGACGAAAAGGUGACACGUUUUUGCACUUGGGAGCCUUACACCAGCAGAGAAGAAGGGAUGAACUUCAUAAAUGAUAAGGUUAUCCCUCAUCCAUGGUUCAGGGCAAUUUGCCUUGGGGACAGGCCAAUUGGUGCCAUUUCGGUGACCGCGAAUUCGGGCAAUGAUCGGUGUAGAGGCGAACUUGGCUAUGUUCUGGGGUCCAAGUAUUGGGGCAAAGGGAUUGCCACACAGGCUGUGAAAAUGGUGGCUAAGACCAUAUUCAAAGAUUGGCCACAAUUGGAGAGACUUGAAGCUCUAGUGGAUGUGGAAAAUGUGGGGUCCCAAAGGGUACUUGAAAAAGGUGGAUUUCAAAGGGAAGGAGUUCUUAGGAAGUAUUUUCUGCUCAAGGGGAAAUCUAGGGACAUGGUGAUCUUUAGCCUUCUUUCUACUGAUUCCCAAUCUUGAUUCAAAUGAUAAAAUGUAUGUAUUAAAUAUUUGUUUCUCCAUUGAAGAUUUGUAUUAGUUAUAGUCAUUUUGGCUUUUGUCACACCAUUAUAAUAAAAAUUUGGAAAUAACAUUUUAUCUCACAUAUUUGGUGAGAGGUUUA